AUGGCCAGUCACUUACAAAAUCCUCUCUCUUUACCUCCUAUCAACAAUCUCACUUGCAUUGUCACCGGAUCCACCAGCGGCAUCGGUCUCCAAGUUGCCAGGCAAUUGGCGGAAUCCGGAGCUCAUGUUGUUAUGGCGGUUAGGAAUACGAAAGCAGCUCAUGAUUUGAUUCAUAAAUGGCAGUCUGAAUGGACUGGCCUUGGCCUUCCUCUUAAUAUCGAGGUGAUGGAGCUUGAUCUUUUGUCUUUGGAAUCUGUUGUGAGGUUUGCUGAAGCUUGGAAUGCCCGAAUGGGACCUUUGCAUGUUCUUAUUAAUAAUGCUGGAAUGUUUUCAAUUCGAGCUGAUAUAGUUCAUGAACUAAUAGGAAGGUUCCUGCAAUUCUGCAAUGAGAAGCCUUGGUCACAAUUAGAUGCUAAGUGCCAUUUUGGAAAUCAAGUCGCAUCAGCCAGGGUGAUGGAGGGAUGGGUGUUGUUGGAGAAAGCAAGAUUUCGUGGUGUUGUCACAAUGUUUGUGAUCAAAGAAGUGAAAACUUCAAGUUUAGAACCACAAAAGUUUUCAAAGGAUGGGUAUGAAGAACACAUGCAAGUGAAUCAUCUGGCCCCAGCAUUGCUUUCAAUAUUGCUUUUGCCAUCUCUGAUUAGAGGCUCUCCAAGCCGAAUAAUCAAUGUGAAUUCAGUUAUGCAUUAUGUUGGCUUUGUUGACACAGAAGACAUGAAUGUUGUUUCUGGGAAGCGAAAGUAUACAAGCUUAGUUGGAUACACCGGCAGCAAGUUAGCACAGGUCAUGUUUACUAGUGUUCUGCACAAGCGGCUUCCUGCUGAAUCUGGCAUCAGUGUAUUGUGUGUUUCCCCUGGAAUUGUCCAAACGAAUGUCGCAAGGGAUCUUCCCAAAAUUGUGCAAGCUGGUUAUCACCUUAUACCAUAUUUUAUCUUCAAUGCCCGAGAAGAUGCAUGUGACAGGAAGUUUACGAAUGAACACAUUUUUAGCGAAUCAGAUACCGUGCAUGUUUCUUGCAUUCUCAAUGUCGGACAUGAUGGCUUGAAUGAUGAUGAUAUUUUGGGUUCCAGGAGCACUCUUUUUUCAGCAACUGAUCCUCAGAUUCCAGAAUACUGCGAGUUGUUAAAAUCAGAUGACUGGCCAGUUUGUGCAUUCAUUUCUCAAGAUUGUCGACCAACAAAUCCUUCCGAAGAAGCACACAACAUCGACACUUCAUAUGAAGUAUGGGAGAAGACUUUAGAGAUGAUCGGCCUUCCUUCGGAUGCUGUAGAGAAGCUAAUGGAAGGGGAAGAAAAUGGAAAGUUACCCGAUACUGAGGCUGUGAGUGAAAAGGAGAAAAAGGAAGCCCCAAGUGGUAGAGCUUGCAAAAGGUUGUCGCCCUUUCACUCCUUUAGUGAGUUUGAGAGAGACGAAAACCAAAGAGCAAGGCAGCAAAAGCAUCACCAACACAUGGGAGAAUGUACCAGUGUUGAGAAAAGGUAA
This is a messenger RNA of Dovyalis caffra, 1479 nucleotides long. Lineage: Eukaryota; Viridiplantae; Streptophyta; Magnoliopsida; Malpighiales; Salicaceae. The record is from the annotation of a GenBank genome assembly.